Molecule: messenger RNA, 4581 nt
Organism: Beauveria bassiana ARSEF 2860
Lineage: Eukaryota; Fungi; Ascomycota; Sordariomycetes; Hypocreales; Cordycipitaceae
Product: ABC transporter
Exons: 1
Coding region: 1-4581 (1526 amino acids)
Biological process (GO): transmembrane transport
Cellular component (GO): membrane
Molecular function (GO): ATP binding; ABC-type transporter activity; ATP hydrolysis activity
Source: RefSeq, a predicted model, not a curated record
AUGGCUGCUGAAGAGCAGCAGACGGCGCCGACGACGGCCGCCGUCGAAGCCACCAGCAACGACACGACAACCACAACCACCGGCACCCAAGCCACCAUUAGGCCAUCUUCACCAGCCGAAAUCUCCUCGAGCGAUGCCUCCGUCGAGGGCUACUGGGGUGAUGCCGACGCUGGCGGCCCCGUCCGUCGUCAUUCUGCCCGCCAGGACUACAAUGACCUCCAACGAGAACUCAGCCGUCGCGCGAGCAACGCUUCCGGCACCCCCAAGACCAAGAGCCACGCGGCCGGCGACCACCACGGCGGUCUGCUCUCGGCGCUACGCAAACCCAAGCGGGAGGCCGACGUCGAGGCCGACAGCCAGGCGACAAAGCGCCAGGACGAGGACUUCCAGCUCGACGAGUUCAUGCGCCAGGGCCACCUGGAGAAGCGACACCCGGAGAGCGGCGAGUCGACGAAGAAGGUCGGUGUCGUCUUCAAGAACCUCACCGUCAAGGGCGCGGCCCUGACCGCCAUGACGGUCCGCACCCUGCCCCAGGCCAUCCUCGGCACCUUUGGCCCGGAUCUCUAUGGCCACCUGACCAAGCUCAUCCCGGCGCUCAGCUUCUCCAAGGGCGGGCCCGAGAUCCGCGACCUGAUUCACGACUUUACCGGCGUCGUCCGCCCCGGCGAGAUGAUGCUCGUGCUCGGCCGCCCCGGCGCCGGCUGCACCACCUUUCUCAAGGCCAUUGCCAACAAUCGCGGGGGCUACAUUGCCGUCGAGGGCGACGUGCGCUACGGCGGCAUCGACGCCAAGGAGAUGGACCGUCGCUACCGCGGCGAGGUUGUCUACAACCCGGAAAACGACCGCCACCUGCCCUCGCUCACCGUCGGGCAGACGCUCGACUUUUCGCUGCGCACCAAGACGAAAAAGGCCGACAGCGGCAGCAUCGGCCUCGUCGUCGACGCCUUUCUCAAAAUGUUUGCCAUUUCCCACACGAAGAACACAAACGUCGGCGACGAGUACACCCGCGGCGUGUCGGGCGGCGAGCGCAAGCGCGUGUCCAUUGCCGAGACGCUCGCGACAAAGUCGACCGUCACCUGCUGGGACAACUCGACGCGCGGGCUCGACGCCUCGACGGCGCUCAACUAUGCGCGGUCGCUGCGCGUCAUGACCGACGUCUCGGACCGCACCACGCUCACGACGCUGUACCAGGCCGGCGAGGGCAUCUACGAGCUCAUGGACAAGGUGCUCGUCAUUGACUCGGGCCGCAUGCUGUACCAGGGCCCCGCGGCCGACGCCCGCCAGUAUUUUGUCAAUCUCGGCUUCUUUGCGCCCCCGCGCCAGACCACGGCCGACUUUCUCACGUCCGUCUGCGACGUCAACGCGCGCCGCUUCCGCGACGGCUUCGAGGCCCGCUGCCCCAAGACGCCCGCCGAGCUCGAGGCCGCGUUCCUCGCGAGCGACGCCUACCAGCGCGUCCUCGCCGACGUUGCCGACUACGAGCGCCACCUCGCCGCCACGAGCCACGCCGACGCCGAGACCUUUCAGCAGUCGGUCCACGAGGCCAAGUCGCGCACCGUCCUGCAGCGCUCCAACUACACCGUCAGCUACUGGCGCCAGGUGCUCGCCUGCACCCGCCGCGAGUUCUGGCUGCUCUGGGGCGACAAGCAGACGCUCUACACAAAGUUUGCCAUCAUCAUCAGCAUGGGCCUCAUUGUCGGCUCGCUCUUUUACGACAUCCCCGACGACACCUCGGGACUCUUUUUGCGCGGCGGCGCCGCCUUCUUCUCCAUCCUCUUCCUCGGCUGGCUUCAGCUGUCGGAGCUCAUCCGCGCCAUUGCCGGCCGCGACGUCAUUGAGCGCCACAAAGAGUACGCCUUUUACCGCCCCUCGGCCGUCAACUUUGCCCGCAUCCUCGCCGACUUUCCGCUCCUGCUUGUUCAGGUCGUCGUCUUUGGCCUCAUCCUGUACUUUAUGUGCAACCUUGACCUCGACGCCGGCAAGUUCUUCAUCUACCUGCUGUACAUUUACACAACAACCAUCUGCAUCACGGCCCUGUACCGCAUGUUUGCCGCCAUCAGCCCCUCCAUUGACGAUGCUGUCCGCUUUUCCGGCAUUACUUUCAAUCUGCUUCUCAUCUUCACUGGUUAUGCCAUCAGCAAGCCCACGCUUCUAGGCAAAAAGAUUUGGUUCGGUUGGUUCUACUGGAUCAACCCCGUGUCGUAUUCCUUUGAAGGUGUCAUUUCCAACGAACUGUCUAGCCGCAACAUGCAGUGCGCCCCCAGCCAGCUUGUACCCCAAGGUCCCGGCAUCAUGCCCGAGAACCAGGGUUGUGCUGUUCCCGGCUCAGCCGCUGGGGCCACCACGGUCAACGGUGCCGACUACCUCAACGCCAACUACGACUACCACCGCUCCAACCUCUGGCGCAACUGGGCCGUCCUGAUUGCAUUUUCUGUUCUGUACAUUCUCGUCACUGUCCUGGCCACUGAGACUCUGUCCUUUGCCACUUCUGGUAUGGGCAUCCUCAUCUUCAAAAAGUCCAAGGCCGGUGCCGCUGCCGCAAAGAGCACCAAGGCCGCCGACGAAGAGUCUGGUAAGAAGGAAACCCAAGGCAGUGACACACUCCAGCGCCAAGUCACCACCCCCGACGAGAUUCUGCAAGAGUUUCAGCGCAGCGAAAAGAUUUUCACUUGGGAAAAUGUCAACUACACCGUCCCCAGCGCCGAUGGUCCCAAGAAGCUGCUCAACAACGUGCAAGGUUACGCCAAGCCCGGCGUCAUGGUGGCCCUCAUGGGUGCGUCCGGCGCCGGCAAGACCACGCUCCUCAACACGCUCUCCCAGCGCCAGACCGUCGGCGUCGUGGAAGGCAGCAUGCUCGUCGACGGCACCGCCCUGCCCACCGACUUUCAGCGCGGCACCGGCUUCGUCGAGCAGAUGGACCUGCACGAAGAGUCCACCACGGUCCGCGAGGCGCUCGAGUUCUCCGCGCUCCUCCGCCAGAGCCGGGACACGCCGCGCGAGGACAAGAUUGCCUACGUCGACAAGAUUAUCGACCUGCUCGAGAUGCAGCCCAUCGAGGACGCCAUUGUCUUCUCCCUCGGCGUCGAGCAGAAGAAGCGGCUGACCAUUGGCGUCGAGCUCGCCGCCAAGCCGUCGCUGCUGCUCUUCCUCGACGAGCCCACGUCCGGGCUCGACUCCCAGUCGGCCUUUUCCAUUAUCCGCUUCCUGCGCAAGCUCUGCGCCGCGGGCCAGGCCAUCAUCUGCACCAUCCACCAGCCCUCGUCGGAGCUCAUUGAGCAGUUUGACCAGAUUCUGGCGCUCAACCCCGGCGGCAACGUCUUUUACUUUGGCCCCGUCGGCGAAAACGGCAGCGCCGUCGUCGACUACUUUGCCACCCGCGGCUCCCAGUGUCCCGAGGGCAAGAACGUGGCCGAGUUUCUGAUUGAGCAGGGCGCCAAGCCCGCCGACCGCCAGUUCUGGAACGAGCAGUGGCUCCAGUCGGACGAGAAUAAGACGCUGACCGAGGAGAUUCAGCGCAUCAAGCGCGACCGCGGCGCGGCGGCGGCUCAGCUGCGGCACGAGGAUGGUGGCGCGGCCAGGGAGGAUGAGUUUGCCGCCUCGGCAUACGAGCAGACGAUGCUCCUCACCAAGCGCAUGUUUAUCAAGCAGUGGCGCCAGCCCUCGUACGUCUACGGCAAGUUCUUUGUCGCCGUUCUCAUUGGCAUCUUCAACGGCUUCACGUUUUGGCAGCUCGGCAACACGGUCCAGGACAUGCAGAGCCGCAUGUUCACGUCCUUUCUCGUCCUCCUCUUCCUGCCCGCCACCAUGAACGCCGUCCUGCCCAAGUUCUUCAUGGACCGCGCCCUCUGGGAGGCCCGCGAGUACCCUUCCCGCAUCUACGGCUGGGUCGCCUUUUGCUCCGCGUCCAUCCUCUCCGAGAUUCCCAGCGCCGUCAUCUCGGCCGUGCUGUACUGGGUGCUCUGGUACUUUGCCACCGGCCUGCCCACCGAAAGCAGCACCUCGGGCUUCGUCUUCUUCAUGACGCUCCUCUUCUUCCUGUUCCAGACCAGCUGGGCGCAGUGGAUCUGCGCCUUUGCGCCGUCCUUUACCGUCAUCAGCAACGUCCUGCCCUUCUUCCUCGUCAUGUUCUCCGUCUUCAACGGCGUCUUUGUGCCCUACCAGCAGCUCGCCGUCUUUUGGCGCUACUGGAUGUACUAUGUCAACCCGUCCACGUACUAUGUCGGCGGCGUGCUCUCGAGCACCCUCGCCCACCAAGAGGUCCGCUGCGCCGACAGCGAGGCCGCCCACUUUCGGCCGCCCUCUGGCCAGACCUGCGCCGAGUUUGCCAACGACUUCAUCGCCGAGGCCGGCCGGGGCUACCUGAUCGACCCGAAUGCUACCGACAUGUGCGGCUACUGUCCCUAUGCCGACGGUACCCAGUACUUGGCUUCGCUUCACAUUGAGCCCAGUCAGAAAUGGCGUGACUUUGGCAUCUUCUUGGCCUUUUGCAUUAGCAACUGGGCUCUGGUUUACUUCUUCAUUUACACGGUCCGCGUUCGUCGCUGGUCUUUUGGACUCAACUACUUGUUCAAAUGGUUUUGA